AUCAAUUUACUUUCAUUUUCUAGGUGCUGGUGAAUCCGGUAAAAGCACAAUAGUCAAACAGAUGAGGAUCUUGCACGUGAAUGGAUUUAAUGCUGAGGAGAAGAAAAUGAAAAUUCAGGAUAUUAAAAACAAUAUUAAAGAAGCUAUAGAGACGAUAGUGACCGCGAUGGGCAACUUGGCACCUCCAGUUGAACUAGCCAACCGAGAGAACCAGUUUCGGAUCGACUACAUCUUAAAUUUAGCUAACCAGAUAGACUUUGAUUUCCCACUGGAGUUUUAUGAACACACAAAAACACUUUGGCAAGACGAAGGUGUGAAGGCCUGCUAUGAGAGAUCUAAUGAGUAUCAGCUGAUUGACUGUGCGCAGUAUUUUCUAGACAAGAUUGACAUCGUCAAACAAAACGAGUACACGCCUUCUGACCAGGAUCUUCUCAGAUGCAGAGUUUUGACAUCAGGAAUUUUUGAAACCAAGUUUCAGGUGGAUAAAGUCAAUUUUCAUAUGUUUGAUGUUGGAGGGCAGCGAGAUGAACGCCGAAAAUGGAUCCAGUGUUUUAAUGAUGUGACUGCGAUCAUAUUUGUGGUGGCGAGCAGUAGCUACAACAUGGUUAUACGAGAGGACAACCAGACCAAUCGGCUUCAGGAAGCACUAAACCUCUUCAAGAGUAUCUGGAACAACAGGUGGCUACGGACCAUUUCAGUAAUUCUUUUCCUGAAUAAACAAGAUUUGCUAGCAGAGAAAGUUUUGGCAGGGAAAUCUAAAAUUGAAGACUACUUUCCAGAAUUUGCUCGCUACACUACACCAGAUGAUGCAACACCGGAGCCUGGUGAGGAUCCCAGAGUUACAAGGGCCAAGUAUUUUAUUAGAGACGAGUUUCUUAGAAUCAGCACGGCGAGCGGCGACGGCCGGCACUACUGCUACCCCCACUUCACCUGCGCGGUGGACACGGAGAACAUCCGGAGGGUUUUCAAUGACUGUCGGGACAUUAUUCAGCGCAUGCACCUUCGCCAAUACGAGUUGUUGUGAUGGAGAGCACUUUUUUCUGUGUUUUGGACUCCUUAUUCCUUAUUAAAAAAAAAGAAAGAAGCCGCCCUUGCCCACACAGGGUGGCCGAGAACUGUUUGAAUCUCCCAUUGAUUUGCACCCCUCAACUUUUUCUCCUUGCUGGACAAUAGCAGCACUUCUAAGCUUGCUUCUGUACCCCUCGGACAGUGUGAGAUGGCCCCUAACACUUAAAAGGCCGUUUCCGUGAGGAUUCCCUAACACUGUUAUUAACAAAAAAGAGAAACAAACAAAAAAAAGAAAUAAAAACUAAUUAAUUAAAUCCCUGAAUGUGGAGCACCUGAAAGAAUUGGGGAUAAUAAAUUAAAACGUAAAACAAAAAUUGGGGAGAGAAACCUGUAGGUGAUUUGGCGCUGCCGUGGGCGUAGUCUCUAACCCCCAUCUCCAUUUGUGUCACUCGCUGCGUCAGAGCAAAGAAGGUGCCGAGUCACAGCCCGAGCUCGAAGACAGACCCCGGGGCUGGGGUCUCUGACUGUAACGCGGCUUUGAGCGGAAACACUGACAGUUCUCCAGCAGAGCCGGCGCAGACACCGCCCGAGCCCUCAGGAGGGGCUCUCGCCCGGCCGUGGUGGUCUCGGGACGACCAGGGACGCUUGUGCGCGGCGCUGCCUUCGGGCCGGGGCGGCCCAGUCCCCCCACACUGUUCUCAGUUGUCACUGACGAUCCCGUCUGCUCGAAACCAUCACCUGGACCGUGCUCCUCACAGUCCGGCCCUUCCUCCUCCUCCUCCUCUUCUUCUUCUUCCUCCCUCCUCUCAUUUUUUAUUUUACUGCUGGAUUAUUAUUCUUGUACAGACUGUAAAAUGUAUUAUUUUGUACAACUUUAUUGAAAAGAAAUAACUUGUAGAAGAUCUUUGUGCCUUGAUUAUGGCUGUACCUGUACAAUGAGCUAAGAUGUAAGUAUGUUUGAUUGCGCUGUACAGCUUUGUCAACCCUAUCUGCAGCAUUAGCUCAAGGUAGGGAAAAUUUAUCUGUAGUUUAGUUUUUCUGGUUUAUAAAAGAAGGAAAAAUACUGUUUAGUAAAAAAAAAAAAGAAAAAAAGAAAAAAAAAGAGAAAAAAGUACAAAUUGUGCAAACUUAACCACUUUAAAAGUGAGGUCUUCAACAAGUGACCAGAUGUUGCAGCAUCGUGCUUUUUAAUUUUUAGCUUUAAUUCAUUUAAAUCUCUAUCCAAAUGCAAAAACAUGGCUUGUUUCUACAUAAACCAAAUUUUGCUACAAAUUAUAAAUGUUAGUCUUUGGUCAUUCAUAGUCCUUUUUGCUGAAGGCAGAGCAGGGCGGUAGCGGACAGGCAGGGCACGGUGCCGCCGGGCGACCGGUCCCCGUCCCCGCGGGGGACACGGCGCGCUCUGCCCUCGGAUUCGGCCACUCAACUCCAGUCCCAAACGACCUUUUUAUUUCUCUUUUAAUAAAGAGAUACUUUAGAACCUUUUUGUUUUAUAUUAACUAUAUAAGUAGCUUAAAGUGAAGAAAAUGUGUGGAUUUUUCUUAAACUUGAAUAAUUUAUGCAAAUUAUAUGCUUAGAACAACAUGUGGUACAGUAAAAAGAAAAAGAGCAAAAAUCACUGUAGCAAUAAGAGAGCAUGUAAUUUUAGUAACUACUACACUGCUUUAUAUUUUAUACCUAGGUGUUUUAUGUCUCUGUGAGUGUGUUACUUUUUCAUGUGUCUAAACCUACGUGUACAAUUUGUACAGUCAGCAAUUACAGCUGUAACAGCCCCCCUAGAACAGUGUUAGCGAGAUGGUCAGCGCCCACUCCCCUCAUCACCCCGAGCUGCUCCGCGUCCCACGCAGGGACCGCGCCGGGGAGGAGACAAACCCGGCGCCAGCCCCUCGCCCCCGCGGCCCCCGCACCCGCCGGAGCUCUCUCCUUCGGGAAGAUCCUGGCCCAAGCCCAGCUGGGGACGGUGGUGGCCCGUGGUGGUGCCCGUGGUGGUGGCCCGUGGUGGUGCCCGUGGUGGCGGUGCCCGUGGUGUUGCCCAUGGUGGUGCCUGUGGUGGUGGUGCCCGUGCAGCGAGAUUGGCUUCGGGCAUCCCACAUCUUUUUCACAGCCAGAACCGCAGCUGUUCGGGGCUGGGAUUUUUCAUUGCUUCUGUGGCUGAACUUUUAAAUGACAAUUAAUCACCUCCUCCAAUUUUACCUAACGAGCGGGGACUUGAUGGAGUUACCGUCCCAUCUCCCUAAAUUCAAAAUUACUGGUGAUCUUCUAGAAGACACUAAAUUGGCUGAAAAUUGUAGCUGCGGCUGCUACUCACCUUUUUAAAAUGAUCUCUCCUGUUGCAGGUUUAGAAAGUGCCACCCGAACUCAGUAGAGCUGUAGGAGAACACGCCCGACGAGACGCCCUCCGGGUUCAGAAUGUAUCCAGUGCCUGUGGGUCACGGCUGGGCUUUCCUCCAGGCAGGAAAGGGACACGUCCUAGGAAGGAAAUUUGUUGUGAGCCUUAAUUUUAGUUACAGGAGCCAAAAUCUUUAAUUUAGUGCCAACCCCUGUGUCUCUAAGCCCGGGAGGAGUCGGUGUGAGCACCAGCCCCUACGUGGGGAAGCCCGUGGUGGUGUGAGGAAUGUAACCUCUCAGCCGAGAGAAACAAAGCACCUCCAGUAACAAAUCAAACCAAUAAGCUUCUUCCUCUGCUAACGAGAAGGGUCCGUGUGACAGAGCUCUGUACGACAGCAGCAGCUGCAGAAACCCAAAGCUUUACGUGAACAGGAAUGUUCAGGAGAUGAUGCUUUUUUUUUUCCCUAAAGUGAGGAAAAGGCAGUUGUUUUGGAUGUGGUUGAGUUGCACAGGACGGAGUGUGUGUGUCUUAACGUCUCAGUAUUGCCUUCCUUAGUCUCUAGUAGUCCUUGCGGUUUGGUGGCCUGGGAAACGCAAGUCUUAUUUUUAACAGCUUUUUUUUUUUUUUUUUUAAAUACAAAACCAUAAAGCUUUAAUGCUUGCUAUUUAAUAAGUAACUGUGUUUUCUUCUGUCUCUAAUUUAGUGGCCAUAAUUUGCAGUUAAUUGAACCAUUCCAACCUAAUGCUUACCCAUAUUUCCUAGUUUUGUUUUAUUUAUUUAUUUGAACUUCUUGUUUUCAUGAUUGAGGACUUUCACUUCUGUCUUCUUCAUCUGUUUGGAAACUUCUGACCUUACAGCCAAAACUUAAUUCAUUCUACUCAGUAUUCGUGGUGAUGCUGAAGUGUAAGAUACCUGCAAAUGUAAACACUACCACUUUGAUUAAUAAAAGCAAAUCCAGUGUUUUAGGGCA
Molecule: messenger RNA, 4304 nt
Organism: Calidris pugnax (ruff)
Lineage: Eukaryota; Metazoa; Chordata; Aves; Charadriiformes; Scolopacidae
Gene: GNAS
Product: GNAS complex locus
Exons: 11
Coding region: 62-1024 (320 amino acids)
Biological process (GO): sensory perception of chemical stimulus; adenylate cyclase-activating dopamine receptor signaling pathway
Cellular component (GO): heterotrimeric G-protein complex
Molecular function (GO): G-protein beta/gamma-subunit complex binding; insulin-like growth factor receptor binding; corticotropin-releasing hormone receptor 1 binding
Source: RefSeq, a predicted model, not a curated record